AUGGAGUACGAUAAUUCCUUAGAAAUCUAUCGGAUCAACAUUGCACUUAUUCGUCGGUUGACCAGAGUCGUUGGGGCAGAUGUCCUGAGACCAAACUACCGUCCGAACAUCCGCACCCUGAGAACGCUAACCUUUAUAAUAAUUUACCUCGGCUGCAGUUUCUACACUUUCUGGUACUAUUCAUCCGAUUACAUUCAAAUCUUGAAGACUCUGGCUCCGCUUGGCAUGGGCCUUCAGGGUUUGUACAAGUUGUACAACGCUGUGAUUCAGAGGGAAUUCUUCAUCGCCCACGAACACUAUUUGGACCAAUUUCAUCAGAAAAACAAACACCAUUCGAGGAAAAAGCUUAUUACAAAACGAAUGGUGCAAACGCAUACUUUGAAUAAGUUAUUGUUGGCGGCGUAUGCCUUCGCCAUCGCCGGGUUCGGUUUGUAUCCGUUGUACUACUACGUCGUAUACCGAGAGAAGGCCUUGGCACUUGCAGUAUUAAUACCCGGAAUCGAUUGGGAGUCCAAUGUGGGUUAUGCGAUAACCGUUGUCUUUCACUUCUCGCUUCUGGCGCUGGCCCUCACUGGAAUAACGGCUGCAGAUUCAGCGAUCUUGGUGUUCAUCGCCAACCUGACAACCCUGGUUGAGGUCUUCAAGGGCAGUUUGCAGGAGCUCAACGACCUGCUGGAAGCAUCCAAACGCGAUGUAAGGGCAAUCCGACAGAAAACCAAGGAAAUCUUUGCCGAACACUACGCGAUUAUAAGGUAUUGA
Messenger RNA from Uranotaenia lowii, 759 nucleotides. RefSeq lists its product as uncharacterized. Lineage: Eukaryota; Metazoa; Arthropoda; Insecta; Diptera; Culicidae. Gene Ontology annotation, biological process: sensory perception of smell. Bases 1 to 759 code for a protein of 252 amino acids. Gene Ontology annotation, cellular component: membrane. The record is from RefSeq and is a predicted model, not a curated record. Gene Ontology annotation, molecular function: olfactory receptor activity; odorant binding. The transcript has a single exon.